Auanema sp. JU1783 is the source of this 1365-nucleotide messenger RNA. The record is from the annotation of a GenBank genome assembly. NCBI's taxonomy places the organism in Eukaryota, Metazoa, Nematoda, Chromadorea, Rhabditida, Rhabditidae.
AUGAUAAGUAAUAUGUCGUCUGUUGCUGCAACGAACGGGCAGUCAGAGGCUCCCCAAAUAAAAAAGAAAGUCCAUAUUGUCACUAAUUCGCCUGAUGCAGACAAUAGCAUGCAACGUGCACUUGGAGGAGCAACCCCUAAUGGAGAAUUUCCGUCAACUGCUGAACUGAUGCAUAAGUGCUUAUCUGUGAAUCCGUUCGAAGCUAAGUUCGCAGAAGCGAAUCGUCGAAUAUCUGCAGGUGUGCUUGAAGCCAAUGGACUUGCUCCUCCUUCUAUCAGUUUGGCUAGUACUCAUAAUUCAGGACUCUCCCUUCUGAAAAUCCCGUCAUCAUUAUCUGAAUCACCUGGCAUUUUUUCCAAUAUUAACAUUCUUAGAACUGAAGUAGACAAUGCCAAUGAGAAUCUCACAACAGCCGACAUCUCCAAAUUAUUGCAAACGAUGAAAGACCCUAUGAAUUCUGCUGAUAUCACCCAAGCCCCAAGAACAGCAGAAGUCUUAAAUACUGUUUUAGACAUGCACUCAGAUCGUCUGCAUACUAUUAACUAUUUAAACAAUCCCGAUUUCGCUAGCAUUUUCUCUUCUCUUGCGCCUACAGGAUCCGCUCCUAAUUCAGCUGGUGUCCUUGGAGUCACAACAUCAUCUAGUCCAUCAAGCAUUCCUACCACUAGCGGAGGGCUUCUUGCUCCACCAUCUGUUGUAGGGACUAGCCCUAGUCACUCACCUCAACAAGCGCAUGCUCAACAACCUUCUUCCCGAGAUACAGAUAAGCGAUCACCUGCUGGAUCCGAUAUUUCUCUCUCUAAUUCGCAGCCUAAUCUUUUAGCAGCUUUGCAUCAGCCCGAUCCUUUGUUUGAUCCAAGGGAUGUGAAGCCUGUCAUUACUCAGAAAAUUUUCUCGGAUGAUUCAACCCAUUGUAGCUCUAACAUUCCUUCGGUGGCCAUACCAGGUUCCACUAGCUUGAUGUCCUUAGACGACCAAAGCCGAGAUUCUUCUCCUCCUACAGGGGGACAUACACCUACAGGAGUAGGACGCGGUCGCGGCAGAGGUAGAGCUGCUCUUAAUGCUGAAUUACCUCAAGAUGACAGAAGGAUGACGAUUCUAGAACGGAAUAAGGCCGCUGCGGUACGAUACCGUAAGCGGAAGAAGGAGGAACAUGAUGAUAUGAUCACGAGGGUUCAUAAUUUAGAACAAGAAAAGGCCCAGCUAACAACUAGAAAUCAAGUGCUAUGUAGAGAAUUGGAGCAUCUAAAAGCCAUAAUUCGAGAAAGGGAGUCUCGUUGCGUUUGCCUCAAAGGCGUUAACUUAAUGAACGUUAAUCAUCGAGCCGAUUCCCCCAUCGAUGUAACUAUUUCAUAUUUCAGAUGA